UUAUUUUCCUCGGCUAAAAGCAAACAGAGUCUCAGACACAGAAACAAAAGGACUUAAUAUGGCCAUAUUUAACAAUAUAAAAACGGCGUGUUGGAGUGCUGUGCAUCUGUUUGUUGUUCUGCUUCUGUGCUCCGCUUUGGCUGAGACCAGCAUUACUGAAAGGACAUUUUCUGGCCAUUCUGAUGAGAAAAUUGGUGUGGCUGAUGAAACAAGCAAUUUUAGGAGCUUUGAUGCCAUCGCAGGACGAUCUAAGAGAAACGGUACCGGCCGUCUGCUGGUGGUGCCAAUGGACGGGAGUCACUGGACCGCCGUGAAGGCCGUGGCAGAGGAAAUGGGCCGCAGAGGCCACACCGUGCUGGUGCUGAUGCCGGAGGUCCGUAUGCGCCUGGAUUCUGGAAAGCAGUACAUGAGCAAAACAUUUCCAGUUCCGUACACACAGGAUCUGUUUACACAACUGUCCAAAUCUUCCCAGCAGAUGAUUGGUUCUACAGCCAGUCUGCUGGAGAGAAUCUCAUGGAAACUAAAACACUUGAGAGAGAUUAUGAAUCUGAUAAGCUCCACUACUGAGAGUUUAUUAUUUAACUCUGAGCUGGUGGAGUUUUUAAGAAAGCAGGAAUUUGAUGCGGUACUGACAGACCCUGUAAUGCCAACUGGAGCCAUUUUAGCCUUCAACCUGUCUCUGCCUGCCAUCUACAUGCUUCGUGGGUUACCUUGCGGCAUGGAUGCUAUCGCCACUGCCUGUCCUGACCCUCCAUCCUACGUCCCCCGGUUUUUCACUAAACACACCGAUCUCAUGUGCUUCACUGAGCGUGUGUUAAACGUGAUGGUGUAUUUGCUGGAACCUGUGAUGUGUAAGAUACUGUACUGGUGGUUUGAUGAUGUGGCCUCACGUUUCCUGCAGCGCAGCAUCAGUAUGACAGAGAUCCUAAGUACAGCUGCCGUGUGGCUGCUGAGAUACGAUUUCACCCUGGAGUUCCCCAAACCACUAGCACCCAACACUGUGCUGAUUGCAGGACUGAAUUGUGCCGUUACUAAGCCUUUGGAACUGGAGGUGCUGGAGUUUGUGGAAAAAUCAGAAAAUGGAAUUAUAGUUUUCACACUUGGCUCAUUAGUACCAGCAAUGCCAAAAGAGAAAGCAGCCAUUUUCUUCCAGGCCUUCAGCAGAAUCCCUCAACAAGUGUUGUGGCGAUAUGCAGGUGAAGUUCCUCAAGACAUACCUGGGAAUGUGAAGCUGAUGGAAUGGAUUCCUCAGAAUGACCUUCUAGGUCACCCAAAGGCAAAGGCAUUCAUUACUCAUGGUGGCUCACAUGGUAUUUAUGAGGGGAUUUGUCACGCUGUUCCCAUGGUGAUGAUACCACUCUUUGGUGAUCAGGGUGAUAACGUGCAGCGAUUGGUUAGUCGUGGAGUGGGCGUGGCCGUGAACUUUCACGACAUGUCAGCUGAUGUGCUGGUCAAUGCCCUAGAUGCUGUAAUCAAUGACAGCAGUUAUAAAGAGAAGAUUAUGAAACUUUCUGCUCUUCACCAUGAUCAACCAAUAAAUCCACUGGAUCUUGCAGUUUAUUGGACAGAAUAUGUAAUGAGGCAUAAAGGGGCGGAGCAUCUACGUUCUGCUGCUCAUAACCUUAACUGGUUCCAGUAUUACAGUCUUGAUGUGUUUGGAUUUCUGCUGGUUGUCAUGGUGAUUGUUGCCAGAGUAAUGAUGAAAUGCUGCAUGUUGUGUUUAAGAUGCUGCAGGAAUUUACUGAAGAGGAAAGAGUAGUACAAAAGUUGCUACUGUUUUCUUUCACUUUUCUGAAAUUCAACCAUGUAUAUUACAGUUACGUGUUGGAGUUACAGAGUUAGGAAAGUGUCAAACAUUUUUAUUGGUCAAGUUUGUACUCUUCCAG
This is a messenger RNA of Tachysurus vachellii, 1886 nucleotides long. Its product is annotated as UDP-glucuronosyltransferase-like. The coding region runs from base 59 to 1759 and encodes 566 amino acids. The transcript is spliced from 5 exons. NCBI's taxonomy places the organism in Eukaryota, Metazoa, Chordata, Actinopteri, Siluriformes, Bagridae. Gene Ontology annotation, molecular function: UDP-glycosyltransferase activity. The record is from RefSeq and is a predicted model, not a curated record.